Messenger RNA from Marmota monax (woodchuck), 5293 nucleotides. It is a transcript of the gene Pdlim5, whose product is annotated as PDZ and LIM domain 5. The record is from RefSeq and is a predicted model, not a curated record. Gene Ontology annotation, biological process: actin cytoskeleton organization; heart development; muscle structure development. Gene Ontology annotation, cellular component: adherens junction; Z disc; filamentous actin. The coding region runs from base 152 to 2044 and encodes 630 amino acids. Gene Ontology annotation, molecular function: actin binding; muscle alpha-actinin binding. The transcript is spliced from 18 exons. Lineage: Eukaryota; Metazoa; Chordata; Mammalia; Rodentia; Sciuridae.
GGGGAGGGAGAGGGCGGAAGUUCCCCGCAGGCCUUGGGGAGGACGCGCGCACCGGGAGUCACUUGUCAGCGCUCUACUGAGGCGGAGGCAUCGCGGUGCCGGUCCGGAGUUUCUUGCAUUUUCUGGCCUUGGACUUUGAGCCAUUAGAACCAUGAGCAACUACAGUGUGUCCUUGGUUGGCCCAGCUCCUUGGGGUUUCCGGCUGCAAGGUGGCAAGGAUUUCAACAUGCCUCUGACAAUCUCUAGUCUAAAAGAUGGCGGCAAGGCCUUCCAGGCCAAUGUAAGAAUAGGCGAUGUGGUCCUCAGCAUUGAUGGAAUAAGCGCCCAUGGAAUGACUCAUCUCGAGGCCCAGAACAAGAUUAAAGGUUGUACCGGCUCUUUGAAUAUGACUCUGCAAAGAGCAUCUGCAACACCCAAGCCUGAACCAGCUUCUGUUCCAAAGCCCACAGUCACCAGCGUGUGUUCCGAGACUGCUCACGAGCUAGCAGAGGGACAGAGAAGAGGAUCCCAGGGUGACAUUAAGCAACAAAAUGGUAAUCCUGGCACUGUGAAAACCCCACCUAAACGGCCACCAAGAAAACACAUUGUGGAGCGUAAUACAGAGUUUUAUCACAUACCCACUCAUAGUGAUGCCAGCAAGAAGAGACUGAUUGAGGAUACUGAAGACUGGCGCCCAAGGACUGGAACAACUCAGUCUCGCUCUUUCCGAAUCCUUGCCCAGAUCACUGGGACUGAACAUAUGAAAGAAUCUGAAGCUGAUAAUGCAAAGAAGGCAAAGUUUGACAGUUCUCUAGAAGAUCUACCCAAGAGUGAACCCCACCCACCUGCAACUCCUCAGGUGUUAAAUAUUGGUAGACAAGUAGCCACCCUUCUUAAAGUAGCAACUACAUGUCCUAGUUUAAGCAGCUCCACAAGAUAUGUAGAAGGUUCUUUGGAAGGUUCUCGAAAUUUUUCCUCCUUCUCCUCUCCUGCUAGAUACAGUGCUGCAGCUCUGAGCAGUGCAGCUGCUACCGUGUCUGCUGUCAUUGCUGCAAAAACCAGGCUCUCCAGUCCUGAAAACUAUUGCUCUCUGCUGGAUGCACUUUGCAUCAGCCCUGUUUUCAAGCCUCUAGCUUUUUCCCAUCUCCAGUCCUGCAGGAGAUCCACCAGCUCUGUCCAUGUUAAGCAAACAAGUAAUUCUCAGGAGCCUUCUCAGCAAUUGGCUUCAUCAGCAGCUUCAACUCGGAGCAUGCCGGAGACUCUGGAAAGCCCGAGCUCCAGCAGGCCAGGGGUGGCCAGCCUCACAACUGCUGCUGCCUUCAAGCCCGUAGGAUCCACCAAUGUCAUCAAGUCACCAAGCUGGCAACGGCCAAACCAAGCAGCACCUUCCAUUGGAAGAAUCUCAAACAGUGGGACUCCCUCAGGAGCAGGAGCACCAGCCAACUCCACUGUGGGGCAGCCCCAGCCAAGUGACCAGGAUACUUUAGUGCAGAGAGCUGAGCACAUUCCUGCUGGGAAAAGAACUCCAAUGUGUGCCCACUGUAAUCAGGUCAUCAGGGGACCAUUCCUAGUAGCACUGGGGAAAUCUUGGCACCCAGAAGAAUUUAACUGCGCUCACUGCAAAAAUACGAUGGCCUACAUUGGAUUUGUAGAGGAGAAAGGAGCACUGUAUUGUGAGCUCUGCUAUGAGAAAUUCUUUGCUCCGGAAUGUGGUCGAUGCCAAAGGAAGAUCCUUGGAGAAGUUAUCAAUGCUUUGAAGCAAACUUGGCAUGUUUCCUGUUUUGUGUGUGUGGCCUGUGGAAAACCCAUUCGUAAUAAUGUUUUUCACUUGGAGGAUGGGGAGCCCUAUUGUGAGACUGAUUAUUAUGCCCUUUUUGGUACUAUAUGCCGUGGAUGUGAAUUUCCCAUAGAAGCUGGUGACAUGUUCCUGGAAGCUCUGGGCUAUACCUGGCAUGACACUUGCUUUGUAUGCUCAGUCUGUUGUGAAAGUUUGGAAGGUCAGACAUUUUUCUCCAAAAAGGACAAGCCACUUUGCAAGAAACAUGCACAUUCUGUGAAUUUUUGAAAGUCAACAGUUCAGGGAAAGAGAAGAAAUCGAAAAGAAAGAAGAGAAUUGAAAUUACCAAUUAAUCUUUAGAUUCAAUAUUUAUUUGGAGUUUUGAAAAAUAAUAGUGUCCCUGAAGGGAUAAAUUUCAGCAUUAAAAAUAUUUGGCUUCAUAAAGUAAAGAGAUAGUUUGACAUUUGUUAUUACUUUUUCCUGUAUUUUAUGCCCAUAAAAUAACCUUUAUAAAAAUCAAUUUCCUGGAUGACUAUAUCUUUGAGUAAAUUAGCAAAAAAUUAAAUUUUAGAUUAAUAACUCCAAUCUCUAUGCUGAAAUAAUUAUACUUUUCUUUCCUUGCUAGGUAAUUAUGAGUAAACUGUAAAAUGCAAUGAAAAUGCCUAAAAGUUUAUUAAUAAGAGAAUUGUUCUUUUGAAAAAUCUAGUGUUUAUCUUUAAAACAGUGAAUGAGAGUUUAAACAGAACUUUUAUCAGUAGGAGAUGUCAGUUUAAAAAAAAAAGUGUACUUUUUGUUGUUUGUUUAUUCUUAGACAGUUGAUCAUUCUAGUCGGAAAAGCCAAUGAUAUUUUGGAUGUGUCAAGCCUUUCUUCUCUUACCCCCCUCCAAAAAGCUGCCAUAUCUCUUAUAAAAUCUCAAAUUUUUGCCUUGUAUUAAAAUGUGAUUAUUUCUACUCAUUGUGUAUGCUUCAUCACCUGUAUUAGCCAAACCCUGCUGUUUCCCUUCCCUCGUAGUGAGAUAAAGAACAUAGUUUUCUUUAAAGAGAAAACAGAAAAGACUAUGGUUAGGAAUUAUGGCAGCUGAGAGGAUCGGACCUAAAAAAGCAAACAAAAAAGCACUACUGCCCCCUUUUCAGAGUUGUACCACUGACUGAAGUUUUGAGAGCUGUCUUUGCAGAAGUUUAUGUUUUGUUUUGUUUAAUUUUAACUUAGAAUUGGCUUGGGAUAAUAGUAAGCUCUAGAUUUUUUUUUCGUAGUUUUCUCUCAAUAAUAAGCAAACCACUUCAAAUGUGAUCACAAAAAGUGGAAAGCUUUUAUUCACAGAGAUUUGGUAGUAUAGGAGAGGGAGGUGAUUAAUUACUCAGAUUGACCUUUUUGUUUUCCUCAUUUGUGCAAAGAAUCGUGUAGAUACCACAUGGAAACACAGAAACAAUUGUAAAACUGUGGAUCCUGUUGAUAUUUGCCCAGUGAGAAAACAGAUUAUGGCAUUUGAUAGUUUUUCUCUUUGUUUCUAGAAUGGAUGAAAGCCUAUGAACCCACUGAGUUAUAAUUUAAAUCUGUGUGAGGCAAGGUGCUUUUAAAGUCCAGACAGAGUCCCCAAGCCCUUCCUGCCCCAUCACUCACUAAUGACUUCAAUUCCAUUGUGUGUAUGUUUGUUAUAGAGGAGGUUUUAGGCUACACUAUUUGUUUAACCUCCCUAAGAACUUUCAAGGCAUCUGUCCUGAAAGCUGCUAAUACAUGGUCUAGCAGAUUUAUAUUAUAUGCAGAUAAUAAUUAACUGGGGAUAAAAGAAUAGGAGGGGGUGACACAAAGUGGCAAAUUGAAUACUUCCCCAGUAGCAACUCCAAACUACCUCCUCACCCUGCAUCUUGUAGGGAAGGGGACGCUUCUUUUGAGAUGAAGUGCUGGAGCUGAAUUGUGCAUUAGAUCUCAUUGCUGCUGAAGUUGCCUAUGGGCAACUUGCUGGCUAAUGUGCAUCCUUACAUAUCUUAAUGUCAGUCUUUGCUUUAUACAAUACAAAGUUGGUUGUUUUGUUUGGUAUGAUGGAGUAUUUUUGUUGUUUAGUUUUGCCUUUAUAGAUUGAAUGCCAAGAUAGUAUUUUAUAAGUGAAAGGCAUUGGGUUUUUUUCUUUAAAGAAUUUUAUUUGACCUGGAUUUCUUAUAAAGCUGUCUUUCUCUAAGGCUAUCAUUAGACUUUUCUACAUAUAUUCUUCAUGGAGCAUAAUGUUGCAUGUCUCCAAAUUUUAAUGCCUAAAAAGAUAGUUUGCUUUCUUUUUUUUUUUUUUUUUUUUUGUGCUCUGUCUCUGGUGUUACAGAGCUUUUUAUAUGUUCCUAAGACAGUUAAUCCUGUGAAAUAAAUAUUGCCCAAAACCCAGAAGAAUCUCUGUGUUUUACAGUGGGGAAUGCCAUGUUUAAUUCACCAGCAUUAAUUUUCUAAUAACUGGCUGAGCACUUUAUUCUUCUGGUGAGCUUUCUGAAUAUUUAUUUUUCUGAUUAUAAAUAUUCUGUGUCAGUAGCAUUUUUAUUAUUACUUCUUCACUGUAGAGCAUUGACUUUUCAUCUCCCUAGAUGUAUAUUUUGAAAUAAUAUACUUGGUAAAACACAGAUGAAAAUCAUAUAGUACAUGACUCUAAAAACUCCUCUACUUGAAUCUCCCACUUUAAAAUUUUAGUAAUGGCUUAAGAUUCAUAAUAUUUCUCUAAACUUGCAAGGGAUAAAUAUUGCCCACUGAAAUAGCAAUCUAAAAAUGAUCCCCUCUGCUUUAGGUUAUAGUGACAUAUAUAUUUCCUAUUAAGGUUACAUUUAGAGUUUUGGUUUUUGUUUGUUUUUCAUGUUGUGCUAGGUAUCAAACCUAGAGCCUCACACAUGCUAAGUCAGCACUCUGCCUCUGAGAUACAUCCCCAGCUCUUUUUGUUUUUAUUCUGAGACAGGAUUCUCAUUCAGGCUGUCUUAAACUUGAGGUCUUCCUGCCUCGGCCUCCCAAGUAGUUGGGAUUACAGGUGUGUACAAUAUUUAGAGUUUAGAACUAAAACCUAUUUAUUUGGUCACGAGUGUUAAAACAAAUAGAACUAACAGUUUAAAUCUGCAAAAUACUAGUGUAGCCUUAUGUUUAAAAUUAUCCACAACAAAAAUAUAUGAUUUUCAAGGAGUAGUAUAUUAGAAGCACUUUCAUAGGAAAUAAUUUCUUCCUUCCCCUUGUUGAGUGUGAAUCCAAAAACAUAUUGAUACUUUGUGGCAUUUGGAGUUUAGUCAUUGAAGGGAAGAGGAAACAUACUGAGUAGUUUUACACAAAUCUAACCUGGCUUCAAUUUGUCUCCCUCACCCCUAAAUGUUGAAAGAUGUCUGAUUUGAAUUCUUUAUGUAUUAAUUAUCUAUUAAUCUCUAUCUUCUGUUUCUUUAAAUUUUAAAGUUUGUAUAUACGUGCUCUUUUGCUUUUGGAUACAUUUUCUAAUUAAAAAAUCACAUGAGAAAUAUAAUCAGUAUAGUAAUACUUUAAUGUGCACAUAUUCAAUAAAUAAAUGCCUUCAACGGUAUACACAA